Molecule: messenger RNA, 1638 nt
Organism: Drechmeria coniospora
Lineage: Eukaryota; Fungi; Ascomycota; Sordariomycetes; Hypocreales; Ophiocordycipitaceae
Product: cell cycle control protein
Exons: 6
Coding region: 1-1638 (545 amino acids)
Biological process (GO): mRNA splicing, via spliceosome; protein ubiquitination; DNA repair
Cellular component (GO): cytoplasm; U2-type catalytic step 1 spliceosome; Prp19 complex
Molecular function (GO): protein binding; ubiquitin protein ligase activity
Source: RefSeq, a predicted model, not a curated record
AUGCCAAGCUCGUGCGUGCCUGUCGCCUCGCACGUGACCCUUCGGCCCAUGCCAAACAGUGCUCAGCCUGCUAGGCCCGUGCACCACGUCACGGAAAAUCUCGACCGGAGCAGCGAGCACCAGGUGCCGUGCUGCAACAAGCGUGCCAAGGUAGUAACACCACGAAACGUUGUUGGAAAGGGAUCCGGGCGCUCGGCAACACUCGUCAUGCUUUGCGGAAUUUCUGGGGAGUCUCCCCAAGAGCCCGUCGUUUCCAAGAAGUCGGGCAUCAUCUACGAGAAGCGGUUGAUCGAAAAGUACAUUGGUGAAAAUGGCACCGAGCCCGACACGGGCGAUGCCCUCGCCGCCGAGGACCUGCUGGCCGUCAAGGCCUCGGCCGUCGUUCGCCCUCGUCCCCCCACACUCACCUCCAUCCCGGCCCUCCUGGCGACCUUCCAGAAUGAAUGGGAUGCGCUCGCACUGGAAACGUACAACCUCAAGGAGCAGCUGGCACGGUCGCGGGAGGAGCUGGCGACGGCUCUGUACCAGCACGACGCCGCCGUCCGCGUCAUCGCUCGACUGACGCGCGAGAGGGACGAAGCCCGCGAAUCGCUCAGCAAAAUCACCGUCACCGACGGCGCGAGCGUCGGAGAGCAGAUGGUCGUCGACAGCAUCGAGACCCUACCCGAGGCCCUCGCCGAAGCCGUCGACGAGACGCAUCAGAGCAUGUCGAAAGGCCGCAAGAAGCGACCUGUUCCGAAGGACUGGCUCUCGGCCAAGGACCUGGCCGCUUUCGAAGCCGAAAGCUCCAACCCUCUCCCCCUGUCACAGGCGACCUCGCUCGACCUCGAGGGCGACUACGCAGCCGUCGGCGGCCUCACGGGCGAGGCGGCCAUAUACUCGGUCGAGGCCGGCAGCCUCGAGAGGCAAGUGGCCGUCGGCGAACCCGUCACGGCCACCUUGUGGGCCGGGACGAAGCUCUACUUUGCCACGAGCCAGGGUGCCAUCAAGGCGUACCAGGACGGCAGCGGCGUCGCUUCCCUGUCGGAGCAUGCGGGUCCCGUCACCUCCAUGAGCCCGCACCCCGGCGGCCAGAUCCUGGGCUCCGUCGGCGCCGACAAGAGCGUCGUCUUCUACGACGUCGAGUCGAUGAAGCGUGUCAGCCGAGCCUACACCGAUGCCUCUCUAUCCUCGUGCGCCUUCCACCCCGACGGCCACCUCUUCGCCGCAGGGACGGUGACGGGCGAGAUCAAGCUCUUCAUGACCACGACGCUCGAGCAGGCGGCCGCCUUCAAGCUCGGCGCGCCCGUGCAGGCGCUCGCCUUCUCCGAGAACGGAUUCUGGCUGGCGGCCACGGCCAAGGGUCAGACGGCCGUGACCAUCUUCGAUCUGCGGAAGGAGGGAGACGCGGCCACGGCCAAGGUGCUGGAGACGGGCGGUCCCGUCCAGUCCCUGGCCUGGGACUACACGGGUCAGUACCUGGCGACGGGCGGUCCCUCGGGCAUCACGGUCCAGCAGUACGCCAAGUCGAGCAAGAAGUGGAGCGAACCCUUCAGGAACGCGGUGCCCGCCGUGGCCGUGCGAUGGGGCGCCUCGGCGAGGAAGCUCGUGGCCGUCAACGGAGAGGGUGUCGUCAGCGUCUUUGGCGCCAAGGAGUAA